AUGGCUACCACGAUAUCUCGAACGUUGAGCGCUCGCGAUACUACCAAGAAAACGCGCGCAGCCAAGAUUGAGCUAUUGUACCCUACUGAUAUCUUCUCUGGAUGCCAAAACAAGUAUCUAUCCCACACAGGGCGUUUCAUACGUCACUUGGAAGACUUCCUGCAGGUCAAGCGAAAGAGACUCGAUAUAGAUGGCCUGUUCAGGCGGCAAAGCAUCGCUGGUGGGACUUCACUGAAGAAUUAUCUAGAUACCCAGACUAUGGCGCAUAUUCAGCUAUAUGACUGCUACCAGAAUUGCCAGACAUUCGUGCGAGACUACGAGAAGGAGUUCCAUAAGAAGGCAUUCGCCGACCCUUAUAUCAAGUACAAAUGGUCUCUUGGCAAGGACCUCACGGUAGAACAAUAUGAGCAAGCUGUUAAGGAGCGAAACACCUUUAGAGACUGGAUGCGCACUACGAUACUACCGCCGCCAUCUGAUGGAAAAAGUUUGGACAAGAUACUCAUCCUCCUAAGUGGAGAUACGGAACCUAUGUACCGACAUGGAUAUCAUAAGUAA
Alternaria conjuncta is the source of this 555-nucleotide messenger RNA. RefSeq lists its product as uncharacterized. The record is from RefSeq and is a predicted model, not a curated record. NCBI's taxonomy places the organism in Eukaryota, Fungi, Ascomycota, Dothideomycetes, Pleosporales, Pleosporaceae. The transcript has 3 exons. The coding region runs from base 1 to 555 and encodes 184 amino acids.